AUGCUUAUCACCACGCCCGCGACCGUAUGGAUGAACGGCAAGGAGUCUGGCCGCGCUGUGCCUGGCUCGCUCAUCAUGCGUCGUGAGGACACCGUUGCCUGUCCUCAGGCUGCCACCUUGCCUUGUGCUCGGUCCAAUCGUAUAGCAGAGGGCAGGGCGGGUCCAACGUCUGGGUCUGCCUCACCCACCAUCCCUGCUCCCCGGCCGUCCUCUGCAGUUCCUACUCCUGCUGCGGGGGGGCAGACGACUCGAAAGCGAGCAGCCCAACAAGCGCCCGCCACUGCCUCGCCUUCACUCCCAAAGAGAGUUGCCUUGUCCUCAGGCACAGGCACGGAGGGUGCUCGUGAGCCAAGCUCCUCUGCAUCGCCUCUUGCGUCCCCAGUGCCCUCUAAUAUAGCACCCUCUUCCAACCAGUCCGUGUCUAGGGGCGCCGUGGCCGUUCCUACUUCUUCUACAGCUCCCAGGCCCACCUCAGGUUCCGAUGCAGCUACUUCCCUUGUUGGGGCUGCUCCUAGGCAAUUGGUUGAUCUUACGACAGCUACCACUCCCGCUAUCGUUAAUCGGGCCCCUGUUAAUGUUGCUGCUCCCCCGACCCCCAGAGUACUUCAGGAUCCCUCUCGCGGUAAGGAUGCACCCACGCUGGAACGUCCUUCAGUCCCUACUCCUAGCAAGGAGCCCGGAUCGCUCUCGCAUCCAAACGCUCACCCCCUUACCGGUACUCAUAAUACUGCCGCUCCUAUUCCUACCCAUCAUAACGCUGCUUCUACCAUUUUAAACCAUUCUUCCUCCAUUCCCGAGCCCUCGGCGCCACGCGAGCGUGCUGUGACUAUCGAUCUUUCUCAAUUACUGCACCAGCUGAACAUGUUAGGCCGACAUUGUACUACGGCGUAUCAAAAAUGGCUUGUCGUCGAUGAAAAGUUUGUUAGCAAUGAUCUUAAACUGGAUGACAUGCAUGAUACUAUGCAUGACAUAUUGGCCAGGAUUGAUUCCAAAAUGGAUGACUUGCAUGAUAAAGUGAAAAGCGACCGUGCCGAGUUUAGACGCAUCUUGAGCGAACUUUCCACCAAGCACGAUAAACUGAGCAGCGACGACGACGAGUUCAGGUGCAUGUUGAAGGAAAUUUCCACUAAGCAUGAUAAAUUGAGUAGCGACCACGACGAGUUUAAGCGUAUCCUGAAGGAAAUUUCUACCAUGGCUGGCCGCAAUAUGCAUACCACCUUUCGUCUUCAAGAGCAGAUACACCAGCAAGCCGCUGCUCACGCUCGGUUUGACGCACAGCUUGAUAUGAUCUUCUCCCGUCUGCCUCCUGGCCCGUUCUCUGGGUUUAAUUCUCAAGAGGAAUUCCAGCGCGCACUACAUUAA
This is a messenger RNA of Nannizzia gypsea CBS 118893, 1362 nucleotides long. RefSeq lists its product as hypothetical. The transcript has 3 exons. The record is from RefSeq and is a predicted model, not a curated record. NCBI's taxonomy places the organism in Eukaryota, Fungi, Ascomycota, Eurotiomycetes, Onygenales, Arthrodermataceae. Bases 1 to 1362 code for a protein of 453 amino acids.